Medioppia subpectinata is the source of this 6838-nucleotide messenger RNA. Lineage: Eukaryota; Metazoa; Arthropoda; Arachnida; Sarcoptiformes; Oppiidae. The record is from the annotation of a GenBank genome assembly.
UGGUGUUUCCGGCAGUGUUUGGCAGCACUACUGACACCAGAAGGGUGCGACAAAUGGCACUCAACCAGCGCUCACAUAAGCGCACACUUAUAGGCGCCGCCCAUUCGCUGCCAUUCAGCCAAUGGGUAGCGAAUAUAAUGACUGCCAUUUCGUUUGGCUUUUUGUUGUUUCGUCACGUUUUAUUUGUGACACAAAUCGGACCCUCACUUCACGCCAUACACUGCUGUACUGUACAUAUGCUCUACACAUGGAGUGUGUGUAUGUUUGAUUUGGUGUCCAAACAAUACAUAACAACUCCACUCAAUAGCCAGACAUCAGUGCCGAAGAUGUCGUCAGACGUGAACCGAUCGGAUCCGGAGUUCAAAUUCCUGGCCGUCGACCGGACACUAGUGUCGGACCCGACGAAAGCGGCCGAAUGGGCGGCCAAACGACUGGUUUGGAUACCACACGAAUCGGUGGGGUUUGUGGCCGCGAGUGUCAAAGUGGAGCGAACCGAAGACCUGGAGGUGGAAGUGGUUGACACCAACAAGAAGUGCAUCGUUGCCAAGGAUGACGUGCAGAAGAUGAAUCCACCUAGGUUCAACAAAGUGGAAGACAUGGCCGAACUCACGUGCCUUAACGAGGCCUCAGUCCUACAUAACCUCAAAGACCGGUACUUCUCGUCUCUGAUCUACACUUAUUCGGGACUCUUCUGUGUUGUCGUCAAUCCCUACAAAAAGCUUCCCAUUUAUACCGAUAAAGUGAUUGAGUUAUACAAAGGCAAGAAACGACACGAAGUGCCGCCACAUAUCUUCGCGGUGACGGACGCCGCCUAUAGGUCUAUGCUUCAGGACAGGGAAGACCAGUCCAUUCUCUGUACCGGUGAGUCCGGCGCCGGUAAGACCGAGAACACGAAAAAAGUGAUCCAAUACUUGGCAUAUGUGGCCUCGUCUAAGCCCCGGGCGUCGACGUCCACUUCAUUGCACACAUACCACACACCGCCGCCGCCAAACAUUAUCGGAGAGUUAGAGCAACAGUUAUUAAAAGCCAAUCCUAUUCUCGAAGCGUUCGGUAACGCGAAGACUGUCAAAAACGACAACUCAUCCCGAUUUGGGAAAUUCAUACGAAUUAAUUUCGACGCCUCGGGAUUCAUUGCCGGCGCUAAUAUCGAAACCUACCUCUUGGAAAAGUCGCGAACCAUUCGACAGGCCGUCGACGAGAGAUGUUUCCAUAUAUUCUAUCAGUUAUUAAAUGGCACUCAAAGCGAACAAAUCCGGGAAUUCUUGUUAGAAGACGUGAAAAACUAUACAUUUUUAACGCACGGCAACGUUCCGGUGCCCGGAGUCGAUGAGACACUCGAGUUCAACAAUACUGUUCAAGCGAUGCAAAUCAUGGGUCUGUCGCCCGAAGACUUGAGUGCUAUCUUCCGAGUGGUGUCGUCUGUCAUACUAUUCGGUAAUAUGAAGUUCAAACAGGAGAGGAACUCAGAUCAGGCGACUCUUCCCGAUAAUACCGUCGCUCAAAAAGUCAGUCAUCUUUUGGGUCUAAACGUGACCGAAACGAUCAAAGCAUUCCUAAGGCCUCGACUCAAAGUGGGUCGCGAUUACGUGACCAAAGCUCAGACCAAAGAACAGGUCGAGUCGGCAGUGGAAGCCAUCGCUAAGGCGUGUUACGAAAGAAUGUUCAAAUGGUUAGUCCAUCGCAUAAACCGGUCGUUGGACAGAACCAAACGACAGGGCGCCUCAUUCAUCGGCAUUCUGGACAUCGCCGGCUUCGAGAUCUUUCAACUCAAUUCGUUUGAACAGUUGUGCAUUAAUUACACGAAUGAAAAACUGCAGCAACUCUUCAAUCACACGAUGUUUAUCUUAGAGCAGGAAGAAUACCAACGCGAAGGCAUUGAAUGGAAAUUUAUUGAUUUUGGGCUCGAUUUACAGCCAACCAUUGAUUUGAUUGAAAAGCCAAUGGGUAUUUUGGCACUUCUCGACGAAGAGUGUUGGUUCCCGAAGGCCACUGACAAGACUUUUGUUGAUAAGCUGAUGAAUGCCCACAACCAACACCCGAAGUUCAUUAAAUCCGACUUCCGGGGAACGGCUGACUACAGUAUUCUUCAUUACGCCGGAAAGGUGGACUAUUUGGCCGCUCAAUGGCUUAUGAAAAAUAUGGAUCCAUUAAAUGAGAACGUGGUCUCACUUUUGCAAAACUCUUUGGACUCAUUUGUUGUUCAGAUAUGGAAAGACGCUGAGAUCGUUGGUAUGGGAGUGGCCACUAUGGGUGACACUCAGUUCGGCGCCCGAACUCGAAAGGGAAUGUUCCGAACUGUGAGUCAACUAUAUAAGGAUCAGUUGUCCAAAUUGAUGGUUACUCUAAGGAAUACGAAUCCAAACUUUGUUCGCUGUAUUAUUCCUAAUCACGAGAAAAAAGCGGGCAAAAUAGACGCACCGCUUGUUUUGGAUCAGUUGAGGUGUAAUGGAGUUCUCGAAGGAAUUCGUAUUUGUCGUCAGGGAUUUCCAAACAGAAUCCCAUUCCAAGAGUUCAGACAGCGGUACGAGUUAUUGACGCCGAACGCCAUUCCCAAAGGCUUUAUGGAUGGAAAGCUCGCGUGUGAGAAGAUGAUUGUGGCGCUCGAUUUGGACCCCAAUCUCUAUCGUGUCGGACAAAGCAAAAUAUUCUUUAGGGCCGGCGUUUUGGCACAACUCGAGGAGGAGAGAGAUAUGAAGAUAUCAGACCUGAUUGUCAACUUCCAGGCGUGGUGUCGCGGACUACUCGCCCGCCGUAACUAUCAGAAACGACUUCAACAGUUGAACGCCAUUCGUAUUCUUCAGCGCAAUUGUGCGGCGUAUCUGAAGCUGCGGAACUGGAGCUGGUGGCGGCUCUACACUAAAGUCAAACCACUCCUCGAAGUGACCAAACACGAGGACAAACUGCUCGAGAAAGAGGAUGAGUUGAAACAAGUGAAGGAACAAAUGGUUAGAGCGGAACAGGACGUGAUUGAGUUGGAGAAGAAGUUCCAGCAAAUAGUUGACGAGAAGGCGAUGAUUGCGGAACAGCUUCAGGCGGAGACAGAACUGUGCGCCGAAGCAGAAGAAGCGCGACUCAGACUCGCCGCUCGCAAACAGGAAUUGGAAGAAAUUCUUCACGACUUGGAGGCCAGGAUUGAAGAGGAAGAGGAGCGCAACCAAUCAUUGGCCGCCGAAAAGAAAAAACUUCAGUUAACUAUUCAGGACUUAGAGGAACAGCUCGAAGAGGAAGAGACUGCCCGCCAAAAGUUACAGCUCGAGAGAGUCUCACUCGACACUAAAGCCAAAAAACUCGAGGAAGACUUCGCUGUUGUCGAAGACUCGAACAAUAAGUUACUUAAAGAGAAGAAAGCCUUAGAGGAUAGACUCACUGAAGUGUCUCAUUCGGCGUCCGAAGAGGAAGAAAAGGCUAAACAUUUGAGUAAAUUAAAGGCCAAACACGAGGCGACGAUCGCUGAUUUGGAGGAUAGACUCAAAAAGGAGCAACAGAUAAGACAAGAGCUCGAGCGCGUGAAGCGAAAGCUCGAGACUGAGCUGAAUGACAUCAAAGAGCAGUUGAAUGAGAAGCGACUGCAAAUAAGACAAGAGCUCGAGCGCGUGAAGCGAAAGCUCGAGACUGAGCUGAAUGACAUCAAAGAGCAGUUGAAUGAGAAGCGACUGCAAGUGGAAGACCUGCAGACACACCUCACCAAACGAGAGGAAGAGUUAAGUCAGGCUUUGCUCCGAUGCGACGACGAAAGCGCUUCGAAGGCUCAGUCGAGCAAACUUUUGCGGGAAUUGGAGUCCCAACUGAUGGAAAUGCAAGAGGACUUAGAGAGUGAGAAGCAAUCGAGAGCUAAGGCUGAGAAACAGAAACGAGAUCUAAAUGAAGAGUUGGAAGCGUUGAAGAAUGAAUUGUUGGACUCUCUGGAUGUGACGGCAGCUCAACAGGACUUGACAGUCAAACGGGAACAAGAGAUGGAACGCCUGAAACGGAGUCUGGAGGAGGAGUCUAGUCAGCACGAGUCCCAGUUCUUAGAUAUUCGUCAAAAACACGCCAAAGCUAUCGACGAAUUGAACGAACAGUUGGAUAACUUCAAGAAGAAUAAGGGGGCGCUCGAGAAGACUAAAGGCAAUCUGGAGGCCGAGAACGCAGAUCUGGCCAAUGAGUUGAAGACAUUGAAUACCGCUAAACAAGAGAGCGACAGAAGGCGUAAACAAAUGGAGACUCAGUUACAGGAAUUGGCGGCAAAACAAACGGACACCGAAAGAGUUAAGUCUGAUUUAAGCGAUCGUACGGUUAAACUGCAGACAGAGUUGGAAACAGUGAGUCUUCAGUUGGAAGAACUGGAACGACGCGCUAGUCAUGCCAUUAAGAACAGCUCUACACUCGAAGCACAACUCACCGAAGCUCAGGAUUUGCUCCACGAAGAGACCAAACAGAAGCUGACGCUCUCUUCGCGUCUCAGACAAGUGGAGGCCGAAAGGGAUGCCAUUCAGGAACAGAUGGAAGAGGAAGAGGAGACGAAGAAGAAUUUAGACAAACAGAUCGUACAAUUGACUCAACAAAUGGUAGACAUGAAGAAGAAGACUGACGACGAAACAGAGCUCUUGUCUAUGAGUGAAGAGUCCCGUAAAAAGUCGGCCAAAGAGUUGGAACUAUUGCAAAGACAAUUGGAAGAGUCGUCAGUAAACGCAGACAAGUUUGAAAAGUCAAAGAAGAAACUUCAGUCAGAAGUGGAGGACUUGAAUAUUGAAAUCGAGAGCCAAAGAUCCAAAGUCUCUGAAUUGGAGAAAAAACAACGAAAAUUUGACGCCAUGUUAGCCGAAGAGAAGGCAUUGUCUGAAAGGAUUGCCGGCGAACGCGAUAACGCAGAAAGAGAGGCCCGAGAGAAGGAGACGAGAAUCCUGUCGCUGACCCGCGCUCUCGAAGAAAAGGAGGAACAGUUCGAAGAGUUAGAGAGAGCCAGACGUCAAUUGCAGACAGAGUUGGAUGAGUUGGUCAACAACCAGGACUCGGCGCACAAGAACUUCCAUGACUUGGAGAAAUCGAAACGAAGUCUCGAGAACUCAGUGGCAGAACAAAAGGCACAAAUCGAAGAACUGGAAGACGAGUUGCAACUGAGCGAAGACGCGAAACUGCGGCUCGAGGUGAAUAUGCAGGCGCUUAAGUCACAGUUCGAUCGCGAUAUGUUGGCGCGCGAGGAACAGGCGGAGGACAAGCGACGACUUCUCCUCAAACAGGUCAGGGAUUUGGAGGCAGAGUUGGAGGACGAGAGGAAGCAAAAGGCGGCCGCAAUCGGCGCCCGCAAGAAACACGAGAGCGAAUACCAUGAUUUGGAACAGCAGAUGGAAAUGGGAAACAAACUGAAGGAAGACGCGCUCAGACAGUAUAAGCGACUUCAGGCGCAGAUGAAAGACUACCAGAGAGAGGCCGAGGAGGCGAAGGGCAUGAGAGACGAACUGAUAGCGCAGGCGAAAGACGCCGAAAAACGUGCCAAAUCUUUAGAGGCAGAAGUGGCUCAUCUUCAGGAAGACUUAACUACCAGUGAAAGAGCCCGUCGGACGGCUGAGAACGAACGCGAAGAGCUCUACGAAGAGAACAACUCUUUAGGUCCGCUCAGAGCUCUAAUUCAAGACGAAAAGCGCCGAAUGGAGGCUCAGUUGAGUCAACUCCAGGAAGAACUGGAAGAAGAACAGAGCAAUUCAGAGAUACUGAUCGAUAAAGUCCGCAAACUUCAGACCCAAAUCGAAACGCUUACCACUGAAAGUGCGGCCGAAAAGUCGAAUUCGCAGAAAUUGGAGAAUUCAAGACUUGUUAUCGAACGCCAAAACAAAGAACUUAAAUCCAAAUUACAAGAGUUAGAGACUUCUCAGAGGACUAAAACCAAAGCCACGAUCGCAGCACUUGAGGCCAAAAUCCUACAGUUGGAGGAAUCGCUUGAACUCGAGACUAAAGAACGACAAUUGGCGGUCAAAGGCGUCCGUAAAAUGGAUAAGAAGGUGAAAGACGCUCAGAUGCAGGUCGAGGACGAGCGCAGACACGCCGACCAGUAUAAGGAACAGGUGGAGAAAGUGAACAAUAGAAUCAAAGCACUCAAGAGACAGUUGGAUGAGGCGGAGGAGGAGUGUUCGCGAGAGAAAGGCAUUCGCAGGAAAGUGCAGAGAGAACUCGAGGACACUCUGGAGGCCAACGAAGCGCUGACCAGAGAAAAUGGGAACCUUAAGAAUAAAAUAAGACGUUCGGGUGGAUCGGGCGGCGCCUCCCGAAGCUAUCUGAACAACAAAAGAGGUUCAAUGAGUGGAACGGGUGACGACGGCUCUGUGGGUUCACCGCUUGACGACGACAGUCCAGCCAACGACGACAGUCCCGCUUAACUUAAAUAGCAUUUGAAUAUAUUUUUAUAAUUAUUAUUUGCAAUUAAUUAGCGUUUUAUUCAAUCAAAUAAUGAAUGGGAUAUUCAUUUGGAAAGGUUUUGGAAUGCAUUCAUAAAUACUAUUUGUUUUAGUACUGCAAUGAUUUGAUAACAAACAACAACUCUUUGCCUCAAUAUUGCCUUUAAAUUGAUUUCAAAAUAAUAUAAACAUUCCCUACCAAAGGAUAGCAGAGAGCAACCUCUCGGCAUCCAUUCCGUUGCCUUUUUAUGAUAAGCACUCAAACUUUUUAUCAAAUUUUGAUACAUUUGUCAGCAUUUCUUGAAACAAAUUUAUUAUCAAAUUUUUAAUUUUUCUAUAAAUGUAUUUUAAAACCGAAUGUGAGUUAUAGCUAAAGUUUAAGCAUUUAUUUAUGUACUAAAUUAUUAUUAUUUUGUUAAUUAAUAACGAGUUGAAAACACAGAGCAAAACAUUAGGCAUAUAUGAGA